Molecule: messenger RNA, 741 nt
Organism: Serpula lacrymans var. lacrymans S7.9
Lineage: Eukaryota; Fungi; Basidiomycota; Agaricomycetes; Boletales; Serpulaceae
Exons: 5
Coding region: 1-741 (246 amino acids)
Source: RefSeq, a predicted model, not a curated record
AUGGUCUCUGCCGACCAGGGUUGGUUGAGGUCACCUAAUGGCAAAGAACAAGUGUGUGUUGUCUUCAAAGCUGACAAGAAUUGCGAAGAGCACUAUCCAGACAAGGAGCAUAUCUUUGUUUACAACAAUGCCAAAACUCACCUGAAGCGAGCAAAUAGUGCCCUAUCUGCAAGGCACAUGCCCAAGUUUGCAUCAAAGCCAGAUAGCAACUGGGGUAUUGAUGUUAAUGUCCGAGAUGAUAAUGGGAAACCAGUGUACAGCCCAAAUGGGAAGCCCUCAAAAACAAAGGUUCACAUGGAGGGAGCAACAUUUGCUGAUGGCACAAAGCAGUCACUUUAUUUUGAGCCUGGACAUCCACAAGCUGGGUUUUUCAAAGGCAUGGCUAUCAUUCUCAGCGAGCGUGGCUUUGUUGCAGAGUCAAAUUUCCGUGCUCAAUGUCCAGACUUCAAGUGUGCAAAAGGGGUCACUAAUUAUUGUUGCCGGCGCAUCUUGUUUAAUUCCACUCAAUGUUGGGGCUUUGCAAAGCACAUUUACCAACAAUACCCUGCUUCAUCAAAGGAAGCUGAUCUAGAAUGUAACAUCCUUGCAGCCUUGGAAUCAGUGCCUCUUGACACCAUACUCAUUGAUGCAUACAAGAAGGGCCUCAAUGGGAAGCAGGCAGGAUGGGCUUCAAAGAAAUAUCAUGGACAUUGUGUCCUUCCAGUAUGGUGGAUGAAUGAGAUUGCCAUUGAGAGAGUAUAA